Molecule: messenger RNA, 493 nt
Organism: Meloidogyne enterolobii
Lineage: Eukaryota; Metazoa; Nematoda; Chromadorea; Rhabditida; Meloidogynidae
Source: the annotation of a GenBank genome assembly
AAAUUAUUCCUAUAAAAUAUCUAUGUAUAUUAUAGUAUUUGGAGGUGAUCCUUCCUUAAUUACUUUAUUUGGUGAAAGUGCUGGAGGAGCUUCUGUUUCUAUGCAUAUGUUAUCCCCCCUUUCUCAGCCUUAUUUUACUCGGUCAAUUUUACAAAGUGGAGCAGCUACUGCCCCAUGGGCAGUAGAAAAUAAGCAGUAUAUGAAAUGCGGAAAUGGAAAUAUGUCUCAUUUAGCCCCAGACCAAUGGAAUAUGGAUGAGGUUUUGAGAUGUUUACAUGAGGCAUCUGCUGAUAAACUUAGAGACUCGGAAUGGAGUCCAGUAAUGGAAUUUGCAGACUUUCCUUGGGUGCCUGUUAUUGAUGGAGAAUUUCUUGUAGAAAAUAUAGAAACUUCCUUAAAACGAGGAAAUUUUAAGAAAACACAAUUAUUGGCUGGAAGUAAUUUUGACGAGGCUAGAAAAUUAAAAGAAAAUUUUAGAAAAAAAUUUUUUUAA